UUUUAUAAAUGUAAAAAUCGAAUAAAUAAGGAUUACAAGCAAAAAAGUCUCUGAAAGGAAUCCAUAAACCUACAAUGGCGGGGAACACGGAAAUAUUGGCGCCCAGAUAAUCUUCUUCUGUGAAGCAUUUUAAGUCGCCGACUCCAAUCAACAGAGCCCAGUUAUUCCAUAUUAUCGAAUUAAUUAGGGUUCAGAGAGAUGGGUAGGAAAAAGAAAUCUAGGGCUUCGACAACCGAAGAAGAUGAGAUUGAGAUGGAUAAUGCUGGCCCAUCCUCUGAGACAAGUCUUUACGAGGUUCUUGGAGUUGAAAGAAGAGCCACUUCACAGGAAAUAAGAAAAGCAUACCAUAAGUUGGCAUUGAAGCUUCACCCUGAUAAAAAUCAGGAUGAUAAGGAAGCUAAAGACAAGUUCCAGCAGCUGCAAAAAGUGAUAUCAAUUCUUGGUGAUGAAGAGAAAAGGGCAGUCUAUGAUCAAACUGGCUCAAUUGAUGAUGCUGAUAUUCCUGGAGAUGCGUUUGAGAAUUUGCGGGAUUUCUUCCGGGACAUGUAUAAGAAGGUCAACGAAGCUGAUAUUGAAGAGUUUGAGGCAAACUACAGGGGAUCUGAGUCAGAGAAGAAAGACUUGCUUGAGCUUUUCAACAAGUUUAAGGGUAAAAUGAACAGGCUAUUCUGCUCAAUGCUUUGCUCGGACCCCAAGCUUGAUUCACACCGUUUCAAAGACAUGCUUGAUGAGGCCAUUGCAGCAGGAGAAGUGAAGUCAAGCAAGGCAUAUGAGAAAUGGGCAAAUAAAAUUUCAGAAACGAAACCGCCCACCAGUCCAUUGAGGAAGAGGAAGAAGAAGAAGUCAGCAGCAAAGGAUUCAGAGACAGAUCUUUGCUUGAUGAUUGCGAAACGACAAGAGGAGAGGAAAGGGAAGGUGGACUCGAUGUUUUCAUCACUUAUCUCUAGGUAUGGUGGUGAUGCGGAAGCAGAGCCCACUGAAGAAGAAUUUGAAGCUGCCCAGAGAAGGAUUGAAAGCAAAAGAAAACCAUCCAAGAAGUCUAGAGGAAAGUAGAGGUCUUAAAGCAGAGUUGUCUUCUAGUAGUAUUUGUGAUGGAACAAGAAUGUUUAUUUUCUUUCAAAAUUGCAUCAAUUUCAAAAUUGCAUCAAUUUCAAAAAUCAGUAAAUAUUUCGAUUAUUGCUUUAUAAAUUGAGGAAUUAUCUUCUCA
Arabidopsis thaliana (thale cress) is the source of this 1207-nucleotide messenger RNA. RefSeq names its product J-domain protein 6 (gene ATJ6). The coding region runs from base 199 to 1053 and encodes 284 amino acids. The record is from RefSeq and is marked reviewed. Gene Ontology annotation, cellular component: nucleus. The transcript is spliced from 8 exons. Lineage: Eukaryota; Viridiplantae; Streptophyta; Magnoliopsida; Brassicales; Brassicaceae.